Molecule: messenger RNA, 644 nt
Organism: Cornus florida
Lineage: Eukaryota; Viridiplantae; Streptophyta; Magnoliopsida; Cornales; Cornaceae
Product: thioredoxin-like protein Clot
Exons: 2
Coding region: 99-491 (130 amino acids)
Cellular component (GO): cytosol
Molecular function (GO): protein-disulfide reductase [NAD(P)H] activity
Source: RefSeq, a predicted model, not a curated record
AGUCACCUAAUCUUCUUCCUCAAAUCCAUAGAACACAAUUCGAUUCUUCCUUAAAUCAUUCUUCCUUUUUAACAGUUGACAAAAACACAGCAUCAACCAUGCCGCUGAAGAUGUUUGACGCCACCGUCUCGAGCUUCGAUGGCGUAUUCGAGAAGUUCAGAUCGGAAGCAGCCAACAACAAGGCCAAUCUCAUCGUCUUCUUGGCUGACAAAGACCCUUCCACCUCUCUCAGCUGGUGCCCUGACUGUGUGAGAGCUGAACCGGUAAUUUACAAAAAGCUGGAAGCAUCACCAUAUAAUGUGGCACUCCUCUGUGCUUAUGUUGGAGAUAGACCUACUUGGAGGAAUCCCCUGCAUCCGUGGAGAGCUGACUCAAAGUUCAAGCUCACUGGAGUCCCAACACUAAUUCGCUGGGAGGAUGGUGCAAUCAGAGGUCGCCUUGAAGACCAUGAAGCCCACCUUGAACACAAAAUUGACGCCCUUCUUGCCUGAAAAUGAGUUAUAUGCUUUUCCUUUUACAAGGAUGGUUGUUGGGUUUCUAUAUUAUGUGGGAUAAUCUUUAACAAUGUUUGGCCCUUAGCAUCUGUCGAAUGCUAAUUAAUAAUGUUGCACUUAUGUUAGCCAAUGAAAUAAAGUUUUUAAGCA